This is a messenger RNA of Dichomitus squalens LYAD-421 SS1, 966 nucleotides long. RefSeq lists its product as uncharacterized. NCBI's taxonomy places the organism in Eukaryota, Fungi, Basidiomycota, Agaricomycetes, Polyporales, Polyporaceae. The record is from RefSeq and is a predicted model, not a curated record. Bases 1 to 966 code for a protein of 321 amino acids. The transcript has 22 exons.
AUGCCAGCCUUACUUGCAAACCCCUCCACAUCCACCGCCGACCAGGAGGCGGCGCUUGUGCUCUCAGAACUGCCCGGCUCCUACGGGUCUAUUCUUCUCGGAACAUUUGGUGGCCUUCUCCUUUAUGGGCUGAGUGUACACCAGACCUACCGAUACAUGCGUUCCUUCUCAAAAGAUGCGGUGUACAUCAGAUGGCUGGUCAUAUCUGUCAUGAUAUUGGAGACUCUACAUCUCAUCGCGACUAUGCAUACUUGUUACUUCUACCUGGUGCAGAAUUACUUCGCUCCGCUUGUACUUCUAAACGGUGUCUGGUCAUUGGAUAGUCUUCCUCUCCUUUCUGGUAUCCUCAUCAUCAUCUCUCAGAUAUUUUUCGUGAGACGCGCCUCCUUAAUCGGGUCUCGAGAGCGUAUUGUAGCCGUUGUAGUGGCUAUAUGCCUCGCCGGCGAGUUUGGAUUCACCAUCGCUGCUGUGAUUAGGGCAUUCAUUCCUCCCGCAAAGAGAGCCGUCAGGUUGCUCAGCACCGCUGGACUUGGCAUGGCUUCCGCCGCUGAUCUCGCACUCACUCUGAUCCUCUUCAUCGCCAUUUGGCGGAAUCGAAAAGGGGGUGCCCGGCCACAAUCUGAAUCUGCUGCUGAUGCGGUGCAGCUGUAUGUAAUCAAUACUGGGGCAGCGACGAGCUUGUUCAACGUCCUCGCUUUCAUUACCGCGUUGACGCUUUCAAUCGACUCGCUUGUGUGGGUCAGCUUAAACAUCAUUACCACCCGCCUGUACGCCAACUCGCUGCUUGCGGUACUCAACUCCCGGGAACUCCGAGGGAUGGAGUUCUUCGUCAGCGAAGGCCAGUCUGUAACGCUUGUUGGUCCUCAAUUCGAGGACCCCGCCAACCUCUGGAAUGCCCCCAAGGCUCGAAGCUCGUCGCAGUCAUCAGCAUUUGACUUCCAGGUGACCCUAGAGAAACAGACAUAG